GUGUGUGUAUGUAUGUGUGUGCAAACUGAGCGGAGGUGAAGAAGAGGAGGAUGAAGCUGGGAGCUGAGGAUGGGAGGAAGAGUGGAGUAAGAGACAGGCUAGCUAUCAAGGGCUGUGUAUGCAUGCCUGCAAGUGUGAAUGCGUGAGUGAGUGUGGAAGAGGGAGGUCGUUAUCGGACUGAAACAAAGACGCAUUUUGGAACCCCGAAACAUUGCAACGGAAACUUUAAACUUUUACCCGCCAGAGCUUUGCUACUGUGCCGGGUCCCGGCUUUGUUUCGCGGCGGGUGAGGUCUCUAAUAAAUGCAGGGAUAAAAUAGCUCUAGAUCGACAUUUUUAACGGAAGAGGGGAAUCCCUUGGACAGUGUUUGUUGGGGGUAACGAGAGAAUGGCGGCCAACAUGUACCGAGUGGGAGAUUACGUGUACUUUGAGAAUUCCUCCAGCAACCCCUACCUAAUCCGCAGAAUAGAAGAGCUCAACAAGAUCAUGGUUAAUCCAAUGACGGCCAAUGGGAACGUGGAAGCCAAGGUGGUGUGUCUGUUCCGGAGGCGGGACAUCUCGGGCAACCUCAACACUCUGGCCGACAGCAACGCAAGAGACUUUGAGGAGGAGUCCAAGCAGCCCACCGUGUCUGAACAGCAGAAACACCAGCUGAAGCACAGAGAACUUUUCCUCUCUCGGCAGUUUGAGUCUCUACCUGCAACUCACAUACGAGGGAAAUGUAACGUCACCCUCCUCAACGAAACGGACGUCCUCGCCGGGUACCUGGAGAAAGAGGAGUGUUUCUUUUACUCGCUGGUGUUUGACCCGGUCCAGAAGACCCUCCUGGCGGACCAGGGAGAGAUCCGCGUAGGCUCCAAGUACCAGGCCGAGAUCCCUGACAAGCUAGCAGAAGGUGAAACAGACACCCGUAUCCAGGAAAAGCUGGAGACUAAGGUCUGGGACCCUGACAACCAGCUCAAAGACCCCCAGAUUGACCAGUUCCUGGUGGUGGCUCGUGCUGUGGGGACGUUUGCCAGAGCCCUGGACUGCAGUAGCUCCAUCCGUCAACCCAGCCUGCAUAUGAGUGCUGCAGCAGCCUCCAGAGACAUCACACUGUUCCAUGCCAUGGACACCCUGCAGAAGAACGGUUAUGACCUAGCCAAGGCCAUGUCCACGCUGGUCCCGCAGGGCGGGCCGGUCCUCUGCCGUGACGAGAUGGAGGAGUGGAGCGCCUCAGAGGCCAUGCUGUUUGAGGAGGCCCUGGAAAAGUACGGCAAGGACUUUAACGACAUCCGCCAGGACUUUUUGCCAUGGAAGUCACUAGCCAGUGUGGUCCAGUUCUACUACAUGUGGAAGACUACUGACCGCUACAUUCAACAGAAACGACUAAAGGCAGCAGAAGCGGACAGCAAGCUGAAGCAGGUGUACAUCCCCACCUACACCAAACCCAACCCCAACCAGAUCAUGGCUCCUGGUAACAAGCCUGGCAUGAACGGGGCCGCUGGCUUCCAGAAAGGACUGAGCUGCGAGAGCUGCCAUACUGCCCAGUCAGCACAGUGGUACGCAUGGGGUCCUCCCAACAUGCAGUGCAGACUGUGUGCCUCCUGCUGGAUCUACUGGAAGAAGUAUGGAGGCCUGAAGACUCCCACACAGCUAGAGGGCGCCGCAAGAUCUGUCUCAGAGUCCACUCCGCGCGGUCACAUGACCCGCCAGGAGGUGCAAGGCCUUUCCCCGUUCACGACGAGCGGGGGGCGCGCCAAGCUGCUGGCCAAGAAUCGGCAGACGUUCAUCCUGCAGACCACCAAGCUGACGCGUAUUGCCCGCCGCGUCUGCACUGACAUCCUGCAGCCCCGCCGCGCGGCACGCCGUCCCUACGCCUCCAUCAAUGCAAACGCCGUCAAGGCCGAGUGUAUGAUACGGUUGCCUAAAGCAACCAAGGCCCCUAUAAAGAACCGCUCGAUCCCUCGACCACCGCUGGCCACUAUAGUGAAGGAACUGGCCAUCCAGGCUCCACUCAAGCUGAAGGCCCCCAGAGGCACUCCCACACCCAUCAACCGCAACCAGGCCAACCAGCCCCGCGGGGGAUCAGGCCUGCUUGGGAAGAGGCCCUUUGACAGUAGCGUCAUUGCUGUAAAUGAGAAUGUGUUCUCAGUCAACUUAGCUGUCACAGGCGGUAGGGCUGCCGUUCCCCACCAAUGGGAGGCCGUUCACAUCGGGCAUGAGGACCACCUCACAGUCGGUGAUCAAGCGUCAGAAAGUGAACCAGGGAGAUGCACCCAACCCCGUGGUGUUUGUGGCCACGAAAGACACCAGGGCUCUGAGAAAACACCUGACUCAGUCUGAGAUGCGGCGUGCAGCCAGAAAACCUCACCUCCCUGUCAGGGUCAAGCUGCCCCUAGGUCCCCGGACCCUGGUACUGCCCACCCUGCCAUCCAGCACCAGCGAGCCCAUCGUCCUGGAGGACUAAGGGGGGGGCUGAGACCCACUGCGACACGGGGGUGCACCACCGCGCACGCCCACCUGCUCGUGCAGCAGCGCACGCCAUACCAGUCCAGUAGUCGUUUUCUGUUGUCAUAUUUUUUUUUUUUUUCUGUUACCUCCCAAAAACUGACAUGCUGCUCACCACACACACACACACACACACACUUUAGUGACACCCACAUGCAUACUUUGCAUUGAGUUCACACAUACACAUGCCAACAUUACUUCUCUACUCACACUUACACGCUUUGGGCUUUGUAGUAUUUUAUUCCGGCUCUUUUUGCUUAAUUAUUUUGCUCCCCUUUUUUAAUGGCAAAUAUUUUAACUGUGUAAUUUAAACUCUGAAAUAUUUCUCAUCCUGAAAUAAUGGUGUUAAAACACUUUAUUUUUUCCUCCAGGUCUUAUUUGUGUAAAUAUUUGCAGCUUUUUGAGGGGGUGACACCAAUUUGGUUGGGGACGUGGUUGUGGGAGGGCCAUUGAAAGAAAUAGAAAUACUAGAAGGGACAAAAGUCCCUCAGACCACGGCAAUUUGACUGAAUGUCCAUUCUAGUUGUUCUAUUUCUAUUGGGAAGGCUAAAUGGGACAGGAGUUUUUAGCAUGUUUCUUUGAUUAUUUUUCUGGGAAAGUCUAUUUAGAUGGUUUCGUUAACAUGUUCCUUCAUAGGUCUGGGAGGUUGAGGUAAAGUACUUUGUAUGACUCAUCAUUCAAGCAUACUUGUCAAAUAAUCAUAUUCUACUUUUUGACACUCAUUCUGUUAGACUUUAAUUUGCACUAUCACCCUGCUCCCUUUCCACACACCCAAAUAAGAACUGAUCCCCCCCCUCUAGCUCUCCACAAGCCUAUCAGAAGUUACGUUUGAUAGUGAGGGGGAAAAAUGCUGUUGACCCCUAGUAGUUUGAGCUCUGUUUUUCUAGUUUGUCAUCACAAUCGAUUUGAGUCCUGUCUUGUCUCCUAUCACUGUCAUGCUUGUUACAGCCACGUUUUACCCAUCCGGAGAGCGAGACUUUCUGGAUCCGUCUCUGUAAAGCCUUUGGGGUGCGUUUUGGUUUUUACCUGCGAGAACGACCUCACAAGACCGUUGUACUCAAAUCAUCAAUACAAUGGUAGGAGAGAGUAAUGGUUUAGGAAAAGGUGUAAUGUAGGUUAACAGGGUAGAAGACAUUCAUUUCAUGUAAGUUUGGAAGAUAUUCAAAAGUGCGUUCUGGAUUUGGAUCUGAUGGGUUACUGUGGUUUGAGACAUGCGGAAUAGAUGCUGUUGUCUUUUAAGGCCCUUAUUGUGAGAAAGAUGGGUUAUUUUUAGUGAAGGAGACAGAAUUAAGCCAUAAACAUUCAAGGUGUGUUAAACUCCAUUCUAAGAUGGCCCCUGUGCAUGUUGCCACCUGUACGUAUAAAACAUACAUUCAGAUCCCCCACCCAUAGACUAGGUCACAGCAUUUAUGACAAUGGACUGUUUGGCUCUCGCUUUUGAACAGAAAUGGCAAAUUAUGUUACGAGCUGGUUGUCAGAAUGUCAUUACUAAAGCAGCAAUAUGUACUGACUUGGGUACAGAAGUCAUGUUUUUAAUGAUAUGAUGGGAGAGGAAUCUCCAGUGAUGUCUUUACUUGUGGAUUGAUUUGGUUUGAAUCUUUAUUUUACCUUUUUUGUGUUUUAUGAUGAAAGAGUGCGUUAGAUUAAAUCGAUGCUUAAUUGGAUAUUAUAAUUCCUCAUGUUCCCUCAGGCAUUGGGAACUGACAGCCAGUACUGGGGUAGAAAUGAAGGAUUUAUAUGCAAGUUUGGUCCCAAUGUGGGCUUUUGUAAUGUUUCUAAAACAAAUUUUAAGUGUUAAAAUGCUUAGUGAAAAUACUAAUCUGAAGAAAAAAACUUGGCCUAUUGAUAACGUCAGUUUUUUUUUUUUAUAUAAAACCUUUUAAAAAAAGCUUGUAAUUACUUCAUAUUUUGGAGAAGGUUAAAAUACUGUACAUGUGAACAUUGCUCUCUGUCAUUGAAUGGGUUUGGGAUGGGAGACUGGGAUGGUUGGCCAUCAAACAGGUGGGAGGGAUGGAGAGGGGGGUAGAAUUUUGUAUGUUGGAGAGAUAAUUAUGCUACAAUUACAUUUUUUUCUCAAGUGUUUUUUAUUCCAAUGUGUCUGUAUCCUUUUAAUGUAUCUUGAUAAGAAAAUAAAUAAAGAUUUUUUUUCUUUGUGGUCAUAUA
Molecule: messenger RNA, 4653 nt
Organism: Salmo salar (Atlantic salmon)
Lineage: Eukaryota; Metazoa; Chordata; Actinopteri; Salmoniformes; Salmonidae
Source: RefSeq, a predicted model, not a curated record